AUGCCCAGUCGCGGCCCUCGGCCUGAAUCAACCAUCGCGCAAAUCUUUGCCGAUGAUCUCGACGCCAUGUUCGGCCUCACUCCUGAGGUCGAACAGCUCACACAAACCGUAGAGGACAAAAAGCUCAAGGUCUCUUCUGGCAACCGCGAGCUUCAGGAGCUUGAAGCUCGCCUGAAGAAAGCCGAGCAGCGACUCGCGCGAGUCUCACGGAAUAAUUCACCUGCCACAUCGCCCACGAGCGAGCAGCCCCCUAUCCUCGAAAACGCACAACAAGCAGCAGCACCUUCCGCCGCGUCAAACAAACACCCUCUCGCACAGCAGCCCUCCUUCCCUGCCAGCCGGCCAGCGACUUCCCAACAGCAGCAGGCCGAGGCCCACCGACAGCAGGGCUUUCACAACGCUAACGGCAACAAUGCGAAUGAGUACGUGAUGGUGGAUAGGACCGCUGCGCGGGCAUGA
Dissoconium aciculare CBS 342.82 is the source of this 459-nucleotide messenger RNA. RefSeq lists its product as uncharacterized. The coding region runs from base 1 to 459 and encodes 152 amino acids. The transcript is spliced from 3 exons. The record is from RefSeq and is a predicted model, not a curated record. NCBI's taxonomy places the organism in Eukaryota, Fungi, Ascomycota, Dothideomycetes, Mycosphaerellales, Dissoconiaceae.